AUGCUUCCUAUUGUCCUCUAUUCGCACCCCUACGGGCCUAAUCCUUGGAAAGUGGCCAUUGUCCUGGAGGAGUUAGGCCUUCCCUAUGAAACCCGUUUUGUCAAUUUCACCGAUGUUAAGAAGGAGCCUUAUAUCAAUUUGAAUCCAAAUGGUCGCCUUCCCGCAAUUGAGGAUCCAAACAUGAGUAUUACUCUGUUCGAGUCUGGUGCUAUUGUGGAAUACCUUGUGGAACACUAUGACCCCGAAAACAAGCUCCACUAUACGGAAACCGCGGCAAAGUAUCAGAUCAAGGCAUGGCUGCAUUUUCAGGCGUCUGGCCAGGGUCCUUAUUAUGGCCAGGCAAGUUGGUUCACACGAUUUCACCCUGAACGCAUUCCUUCUGCCAUCGAGCGAUAUGGUAACGAGAUUCGCCGUGUGACUGGGGUACUUGAGUCUGUGCUGAAAACUCGGGAAUGGUUGGUUGGUGACAAGUGUACGUACGCUGACCUUUGCUUCUUGCCGUGGCAAAGAUGGGCUUCGAAAUACGCGACCAAUCCUGAAACCCUUGACGAGGACUUCCCUCAUGUUGCUGCGUGGUACAAGAAAUUGACUUCGCGCGUGGCUGUAAGGAAGGUUUUCAAGGACCAGGAUCGGGCAAUUGAGGAAGCUGAGAGGGAAAAGGCUGGUGUCUGA
This is a messenger RNA of Aspergillus alliaceus, 672 nucleotides long. RefSeq names its product glutathione S-transferase family protein. Bases 1 to 672 code for a protein of 223 amino acids. The record is from RefSeq and is a predicted model, not a curated record. Lineage: Eukaryota; Fungi; Ascomycota; Eurotiomycetes; Eurotiales; Aspergillaceae. The transcript has a single exon.